GCUCCUGGGGCCGAUCGAUAGGGGAGGUGACCGGCUCUUCAGGAGCUGAAGAGGAAGAGCCAUUAUUAUUGCACUGUGGCGGUAAGGAGCAGCGGAGCCUGCAGCCCAUAGGAAAGGCGGGACAGGAACCCUAGACCUUCAGCCUGGACCGGAGGACAGCCAUCAGCUCCUCCUCAGCCAUACCUGCAGCUCCUGAUUGCAGCCGGAGAUGAGAGGCUGACCCCCUACGUUUACUUCACAGAGGAGGGGUGGAGGCGACCAGGGGAGAACCAUUCCUGCAUUAUUUUGAAGGGAGAGAAGGGGGAAACCACACCACUUGCAGCUACAGGAUUCAGUACACUCCGAACACCCCGCCCCUUUGUCUGAUGGCUACAUCUGCUCCAGCCUGCUGCUCUUUUAACCCUUCUACGCACGAACAAAGCUAGUAUCGCAGUCAGAGACCUCCUCUGUAUGCAGUCCGGUGUCUAUCAACAGAGGCCAUAAGGAUCUUUACUAACACCCAGCCUCACAAACAAGAGAACCCUGAAGGACCUAGUCUUCUAAUCAGGAUCCUGAGAAGUACACUGACCUCUCCUGUUUAGGAUUCCAUUGACCUGCAGAAGAACACAGCUUCCUCCUCUUUAGGAACCCAUUGACCUGGAGAAGUAGACAGCAUCCAUUGACUUGGAAUGUAGGGAGCCUCCUGCUGUUUAGAUCCCAUUGACCUGUAGACAUAGCCGCCUCAUGUUUAGGAUCCCAUUGACCUGGAGAAGUAGACACCCUCGCUGUUGUUUAGGAUCCCAUUGACCUGGAGAAGUAGACAACUUCGCUGUUGUUUAGGAUUCUAUUGACCUAGGGAAGAAGAGAGCAUCCAACUGUUCAGGAUCCCAUUGACCUAGAGAAGUAGACAGCCUCCUUCUGUUCAGGAUCCCAUUGACCUGGAGAAGUAGACAGACUCCUUCAGUUCAGGAUCCCAUUGACCUGGAGAAGUACUCAGCCUUUUAAGGAUGCCAAUAAGAAGGAAGAUCUUGAGGGUUUCCAAACGCUCUCUUGUUGCAGUCUUCUUCCUCUUCACCCUGUCAUCCUCCUUCCUUUACUUCAUUUACGUUGCUCCAGGCAUAGUAAACACUUACCUUUUCAUGAUGCAAGCUCGUGGGAUCCUCAUCCGGAAAAACAUGCGGACGAUAGGAGCCCAGGUGUAUGAGCAGGUGUUGCGUGGAACUUAUGCUCUGAGGAAUAGCAGCAGCAUUAAUGAGACAGAGUUUCCUGAUUAUUUUAACAACACUGAAUCAUUUAUUCAGACAACAACAUUCCUUCCACCAGACUUCACUUACCUCCCUCAUCAGCCGUGCCCUAAACGUCUACCCUUCAUGAAAGGUCCAGUCAAUGUGAACAUGAGUGAGGUGGAGAUGGCUGAUAUCCACAAGCAGUUUGCCAAGGAUUCCAUCAAAAUGGGAGGUCACUGGAGGCCGAGUGAUUGUAUUCCACAGUGGAAGGUGGCCAUUCUCAUUCCCUUCCGGAAUCGUCAUGAGCAUCUUCCAGUUUUUUUUAAACAUCUGAUCCCGAUGCUGCAGAGACAGCGCUUACAGUUUGCCUUCUAUGUUAUUGAGCAGACUGGGAAUCAACCAUUUAAUCGUGCAAUGCUCUUUAAUAUUGGCUUUCUAGAGGCCAUGAAGGACCUUGACUGGGACUGUUUGAUAUUUCAUGAUGUUGACCACAUUCCAGAGAAUAACCAGAAUUACUAUGGCUGCCAGAACAUGCCUCGACAUUUUGCAUCUAAGUUAGACAAAUACAUGUACCUGCUGCCCUACAAGGAGUUCUUUGGAGGUGUUAGUGGUGUGACCGUGGAGCAGUUUCGUAAUAUUAAUGGAUUCCCCAAUGCAUUCUGGGGUUGGGGCGGGGAAGAUGAUGACCUUUGGAAUAGGGUGCACAAUGCAGGGUACACAGUGUCGCGACCAGAAGGAGAUAUUGGGAAAUACAUGUCUAUCCCCCACCACCAUCGGGGAGAAGUCCAGUUUCUUGGACGGUACGCUCUGCUCAGAAGGUCUAAAGAACGUCAGAACAUGGAUGGCCUCAAUAACUUAAAUUAUUCCCCAAAUAUCACAUAUGAUGCCCUGUAUAAGAACAUCACUGUAGAUCUAAGCCCUGAGUUAGCUGUGGUGAGUGAUUACUGAGCUUGGUCAGGACCUCGCUGCUUUGUCCUCUCCAUCACUACAGGAUGUGUGUGAAAGAUUAGGACACCAUGGUGAGCAAAGAUCCCCAGACCUUGGACAGUCUCAGGAUCAAGUCCUUCAUUUUAUGAAGGCCCCAGAACAGACAAUUUUAUGUACAGAGAAAAAUACACUCCCCGUCGCUGUUUACAUGGAUGUCAAGCUGCUUUUUCUUCAAGAUGUCUGGUGACAGCAGACAGUAUUAGGGGGUCUGCAUCCAUUUCAUACAACUACUGUAGCUCUUUGAAGGUCAAUUAAUAUCUUCUUAUUUGGUUUAAAUUGUAGGGAUUGGUGCAUUAUGUAAUUACUGGGGUUGAUAGGGAACCCCAUAUAUUCCUCAAUGUGAAGGCUCCUUCCGCCAGUGCUGACUGUUAUGUAUUAAAGUGCUGGUGCUGACCCCAGUUUUCCGUUUGUUGCCCCCUUCAUUAUCUAUUGUAGGGUUUGGCUUCUCCAUUAGACUGUCAACCACCAGGGGAUUCAUAUGCUGGUGCUGAUCCUUUACAUACAGUCACAUGAUAAGGCCAACUUUCAUGCUAGACAUGGUGUGCAGGUGUGGACAGAGGGGUCAAUUAGAAAUUGAUGGGGGGGGGGGGAUCGGUGAUGUAAAUGCAGAAAUUAGCAGGACAUUGAAAGUUGAUACACUUUCAGCAAGACACUGCAAGUGGAGGCAGUGAUUAUCUGUAAAUUGGAUGUGGAUGAAGGAAUCAACAUCAUAAUUGGUGGACGCAGAGGAUUAUUCGAGGAUGAAUGCAAUAAUUAACAGGUCAUUAUGGGUGGACACAGGAAUCAGCAGGAGACUGCUUGUGGAGGCAGUGUGUGACCGGAAAUUGGGUGUGGAUACAGGGAUCAGCAGAUCACUAUGCAGGGGUCAUCUGGAGAUUGGGUAUGGGCACCGGGAUCAGCAGGACAGAUUAUUGGAUAAACCAAGGGAUCAGCAGGACAUUGGGGGUGCACCCAGGGAUUAGCAUGUGUGACACAGUGAGAGGUCUGGGAAAACAGGUAUUUUCCUCCCAGCAUGUGCUACUGGGCUAAUUUACAGCCAGGUGAGGUCAAAUACCAGACCGGAUUUUAAAUACCGGUCCGGGUUUGGGACACACCUAGCUGUCCUUAAAUAGGCAGCUGGGCUCAGAAGCCAUGUCUCUGUGUUGGGAUCCGGGAGCCUUGUGUCCGGAUGAAGGCUUGCUACCUCUUUGGCGUGAAAACAGGUUGGUGCUGC
Messenger RNA from Bufo gargarizans (Asiatic toad), 3405 nucleotides. RefSeq names its product beta-1,4-galactosyltransferase 5 (gene B4GALT5). Gene Ontology annotation, biological process: glycoprotein biosynthetic process; carbohydrate metabolic process. Bases 987 to 2153 code for a protein of 388 amino acids. Lineage: Eukaryota; Metazoa; Chordata; Amphibia; Anura; Bufonidae. The record is from RefSeq and is a predicted model, not a curated record. The transcript is spliced from 9 exons. Gene Ontology annotation, molecular function: UDP-galactose:glucosylceramide beta-1,4-galactosyltransferase activity.